AUGUCAUACGGAUCUGCAGCAGCUGAUAGACUUAGAGGUAAAACCAUCCUCAUCACCGGUGCCUCUGCUGGUAUUGGUGAGCAAACAGCCAUUGAUUACGCGGAAGCUUCCAACGGUGAAGUUACACUGAUUCUCACAGCCAGAAGAUUGGAGAAGCUGGAAGAGCUGAAGUCCAAACUGGAGAAGGACUUCUCCACCAUCAAGGUCAUCAUUGCCAAGCUGGAUGUUUCCGACUUGAAGGAUAUUGACACUUUCUUUGAAACCUUUGCGGAGGCUCUCUCAAAGGUUGACAUUCUCGUCAACAACGCCGGAAAAGCACAAGGAUUGGAUAAGAUUGGUGAUAUAAAGCAAGCCGAUAUCAACACAAUGUUUGAUACAAACGUUAUUGGUAUGAUUGCCAUUACUCAAAAGAUCCUGAAAGGCAUGAAGGAGAGAAACAGCGGAGAUAUUGUUCAAUUGGGAUCCAUUGCUGGCAGAGACCCUUACCCAGGUGGUGGUAUUUACUGCGCAACUAAGGCUGCUCUCAGAUCAUUCACACACUCUUUGAGAAAGGAGCUGAUCGACACCAAAAUCAGGGUCAUUGAAGUCGACCCAGGUAACGUUGAGACAGAGUUCUCAAACGUGAGAUUCUUUGGCGAUAAGGAGAGAGCUAAGAAGGUUUACGAAGGAACAGAACCGCUGAUCGCAAAGGAUAUCGCAGACCUCAUCAUCUUUGCCACUACCAGACGUGAGAAUACCGUCAUCGCAGAGACGUUGAUCUUCUCUACAAACCAGGCAUCUGCAUUCCAUCUCCACAGAGAAACCAAAUAG
Messenger RNA from Williopsis jadinii, 810 nucleotides. RefSeq lists its product as uncharacterized. The coding region runs from base 1 to 810 and encodes 269 amino acids. The record is from RefSeq and is a predicted model, not a curated record. Gene Ontology annotation, cellular component: cytosol. Gene Ontology annotation, molecular function: oxidoreductase activity. NCBI's taxonomy places the organism in Eukaryota, Fungi, Ascomycota, Saccharomycetes, Phaffomycetales, Wickerhamomycetaceae. The transcript has a single exon.